AUGGCAACAUUAGAGGAAUUAGAGGCUCAAACAGUUCCUGGUGACAAUGAGUUAGAUCAGGAAAUCUUAAAUUUAUCAACUCAAGAACUUUCUACCAGAACCAAGUUAAUGGAUAAUGAAAUUAGAAUUUUUAGAUCGGAACUACAAAGACUUUCACACGAGAGUAAUGUUAUGCAAGAAAAAGUUAAGGAUAAUAAAGAAAAAAUUAAGAACAACAAACAAUUGCCAUAUCUAGUUGCCAAUGUCGUGGAAAUUAUGGAUAUGAAUGAAAUUGAAGAUCAAGAAAAUAGCGAGUCUAAAACUCAAGGGGGUAACGUCAAUUUAGACAACACUUCAAAGGGUAAAGCAGCCGUGGUGAAAACAUCUUCAAGACAAACUGUAUUCUUGCCUUUAGUUGGUUUAGUUGAUCCAAAAAAUUUAAAGCCGAACGAUUUAGUUGGUGUUAAUAAGGAUUCUUACUUGAUUUUAGAUACUUUACCUUCUGAAUUCGAUUCAAGAGUCAAAGCAAUGGAAGUUGAUGAAAAACCUACUGAAACUUAUAGUGAUGUUGGUGGUUUAGAUAAACAAAUUGAAGAAUUAGUUGAAGCCAUUGUGUUGCCAAUGAAGAGGGCAGACAAAUUUAAGGAGCUGGGUAUUAAAGCUCCAAAGGGUGCUUUGAUGUAUGGUCCUCCAGGUACUGGUAAGACUCUUCUUGCAAGAGCUUGCGCCGCUCAAACUAAUGCCACUUUCUUAAAAUUAGCUGCUCCUCAAUUAGUACAAAUGUUUAUUGGUGAAGGUGCAAAGCUAGUUCGUGAUGCAUUUGCUUUAGCAAAAGAAAAAGCUCCAACUAUUAUUUUCAUAGAUGAAUUGGAUGCAAUUGGUACAAAGAGAUUUGACUCAGAAAAAUCAGGUGACAGAGAAGUACAGAGAACCAUGUUGGAAUUAUUAAAUCAAUUGGAUGGUUUUGGAUCAGAUGAUCGUGUAAAGGUGUUAGCUGCAACAAAUAGAGUUGAUGUACUGGACCCUGCAUUAUUAAGAUCUGGUAGAUUAGAUAGAAAGAUUGAAUUCCCAUUACCAACGGAAGAAUCAAGAGCUCAAAUUUUGCAAAUUCAUUCCAGAAAAAUGACUACCGAUGAUGAUAUAAAUUGGUCAGAAUUAGCAAGAUCUACAGAUGAAUUCAACGGUGCUCAAUUGAAAGCUGUAGCUGUUGAAGCUGGUAUGAUAGCUUUAAGAAAUGGGCAAUCUUCAGUAAAACACGAAGAUUUCGUUGAAGCAAUUUCAGAAGUUCAAGCAAGAAAAUCAAAAUCUGUUUCAUUCUAUGCAUAA
Messenger RNA from Tetrapisispora phaffii CBS 4417, 1305 nucleotides. It is a transcript of the gene RPT5, whose product is annotated as proteasome regulatory particle base subunit RPT5. The transcript has a single exon. Gene Ontology annotation, biological process: proteasome-mediated ubiquitin-dependent protein catabolic process. Gene Ontology annotation, cellular component: proteasome regulatory particle, base subcomplex. Lineage: Eukaryota; Fungi; Ascomycota; Saccharomycetes; Saccharomycetales; Saccharomycetaceae. Bases 1 to 1305 code for a protein of 434 amino acids. Gene Ontology annotation, molecular function: proteasome-activating activity; ATP binding; ATP hydrolysis activity. The record is from RefSeq and is a predicted model, not a curated record.